AUGUUGUUGUUUGACUCAUUGGUGGAACGCGUGUCCGCACAGGUGUCCGCACAGUUGGGUCCCGACGUUAAGCCAGUGGUCGGCGCUGCGGGCGAUACUGUCGCCACAGCAGCGGGUGAUAGUGUGGCACAAACUGCUGGCCAAUCAGUGGUCACGCAGUCGGACACCGAUGUGUCCGCCACUGACGAGGCGCUGAUCGAUGUUAAGCCGCUGAUAACGGAUCCGAGUCUUCAGUCAUUGGCCGCCACUUUAAGCACUCAAACCGAAGACACAGAUAGUGGCGAACCAGUGAUGGCUAAUAUAGCGGCGCCACUGAUUGGGAACAAUACAGUUAACCACAAUAGAGAUGAGCAGUCAUGUGAUGGCACAACACCUAUGGAUGCCAUCAUUUCAAACACCGAUAGCCAGACAAUCACUAGUCAUAAUGACACAAUUACUGUCGAGGAAGUGGUUAUUGGCGAAGAUAACGGCGUAAACAGUGGCCAAGAGUUUAGCGCACCGGCAGUGGACUCGGCGGACAGUGACUCGACAAUCAUCAUCUCUGACCACAAUGGCGAAGAAGUGGCCAAAGAGUCGGUUCCGGCAGCGAUCGGUUUGAAAAGGGGCCGACACUCAGUGGGCGGACACUUCCGGCGCCGCCACAAGCCUUUACGGGAAUAUCGCGGCGACGACUCCAACGCUUCGGACACUACUGGCCAUUCCGGCGUCGAUAGUGGCCAUCCGUUCGCGCCAUUUGACGGCUCACUGCGAGACGUGUCUAAACGCAUGGCAUCUAAAACUACUGGUCAUUCAACAACUGGCCGCCGAUCGGCGGCGACGUCCAUCACCGGCGCGCCGGACACCAGCCGUUCCCGGAGUUUGACGCCACGCGAUGGCUAUGAAAGCCAGCACUCAGUGCCGCCGCAGAGCCUAUUGACUGUACCACUGGUGUCGCCCUUUCCUGUGCUCUCAUCGGCUAAUACUCAUCACAGCUUUUCCAGCGCUACGGCCGGGGAAUCGCCGGCCACUACAUCAUCGACGGCCACGACCUCUAAGACAACGACCAACGCGUCGGCGCAUACCGUGGCCUACAGUGAGAAGCGAUACAAAUGCGACAAAUGUUUGCAAACCUACGGCCGCGAGCGUCACCUCAAACGGCACCAGAAGUCACAACACGGCGUACGCGAGCCCUACCGGUGCUAUGGGAACGGCUGCGAACGCCGGUACCCCACAGAGUCCAGACUGGCGGCACAUAUACGGGACAAACAUCGCGACCGUCACUAC
Medioppia subpectinata is the source of this 1263-nucleotide messenger RNA. The record is from the annotation of a GenBank genome assembly. NCBI's taxonomy places the organism in Eukaryota, Metazoa, Arthropoda, Arachnida, Sarcoptiformes, Oppiidae.